ACAUGAAAAUACAAGCAAUAAUUGCGUUUGUGUUGUGCAACAUUUUGAUGUAUGUUACUGCAGUCAAUGGACAAUUAUUGAAUGAGUAUCAAAACAAAACUGUUAGGUCUGGAGAUGCAAAUGAUACUGCUAUAAAUGCUACAUAUAGCCCUGGAGAUGGUAAUAUUGAUGUUGACAAUUCAGAUGACUUGAGUGAUGUGAUGAAUUCUACUAUUUUACCUAUUUUUGAGACAACUAACCCUCCAGGUGCUUGUGAUCUUCCACAUAUUGACCUAGAUUCAAUCACGUACAAUUGCCAUGAUGUACGUCCUUGGAAAUAUAGCUGUAAUAACCGAUGUGGCUCAGUAUUAGAACCAGUCCAAGGUGCCUACUGUUCAUGCGACUCAGGAUGUUUGCCACACAAGGACUGCUGUAGAGACUUUGAGCUCCAAUGUCCCAUUGAAUAUAACAUCUCUCACAGCCUUCUCAACAAUUUAAUCACAGAACCUUAUAUGGAAUGUGAAUCAUUCAAUGGGAAACAAUACAAAAUGGUUGUACAAUGCUUGAAUGGAACAAGAUGUGUGGAUCUUGACAGAAAUUGGUUGGAUGCAAUACCUGUAAUAGAUAAAGCAACAUCGGUAACCUACUUGAAUACAAACUGUGCUGCCUGUAACAAUAUAGAACUUGUCUCGCCAUGGCCUAGCAAUAUAACAUGUAUAGAAGAACCAAUUUUGUCAACCUUAACAUCUGUAGAAGCACUUCAAACUGCUGUGGAAGAUCAACUAUGCUUUAUACAUGUAAAGGAUAUUGGACAUAUCUGUACAUAUUCCAUUUCCUCUUGUCCUUUAAAUUGCAAGAACAAGGAUCUGGUGGAAAGGUGUCAUAAUAGCUCUAUACAACUUGUUGAGAGUUCUAGUACCAUGUUUAUGUUGAGAACCUACCAAAAUGAAUACUGUCUAAGAUGUAACGUGCCAGGCCCAGGUUUAAAAUGUAGUGCUUGCAGCGCAUGUAGCAAUACAGAAAGUGAAACAUACUUUCCACCAUUCUCAUUUUCUCUUUUGAUGGAUAUUAAUCCCAAAAAAGGAUUGAAAAUUGGUUUCAAUGUGAAUGGUGUCAACCAGGAAUUUGAAUGUGAUGCGACCAGUAACUGUUCAAGUGCUUGUAAAGAAGGAUAUGAUUAUAACAAUGGUACAUGUGUCCAUGUGUUCACUCCCUAUACAAUCAUUGUGAACAUAACAUUCAAAAUUGUUGAAUCAUCUCAACAUGCUUUUGAACUUACAGGUAUGAUGGAGGACGACUUUAUAAAAAGGAUAGAUACAUUUGCAGCAUCUGAUAUAAGUUAUACCAUGGUAUAUGAUAACAAUAUCCUUAAUGGUACUACAUCCAUCACAUUUAAAGAUAACAUUCUAGCAGGAGAUAAUAUAACUGGAAUUGAAUAUCAUAAUAUGAUAUUUCAAAAGUUAAAGAGUGAAUAUGACAAACAUAUGGAAAACAUUGAUUUAGAGUUUGUUAAGGAUAUUGACUUCACAAGCGUUUGUGUAGAAGGAAUGGAUGCUUUAACAUGUUGGGACUGGAAAAAUGCAACAAAGUUUUUUGAGAGAAAUUCUUUGGUAGAAGCACACACAUUAUCUAUGCCCUCUGAGAACAUAAUGGGAAUUGUCACCAUUGUGUGUUUGAGCAUUUCAGUGAUUUGUAUGAUCAUUCGUUUAGUUCUCCAAAUCUUUGUUCCAGUGUUUCACACAUUUCCUGGGAAGCUUCAGUUCUUGAUGGUGUUGGCUUUGUGGUUUGCUAGUAUGUUCAAGCUACUGGGACCUUUAGCCUUUAGGCUACCAGACCUCUGUACAGCUAUGGGGGUUCUCACUCACUAUUUCUACCUUGUCACUUUCACAUGGAUGUCCAUUAUAGCUUUAGACAUGUAUCUCAUAUUUAGGGCACGAUUAAGUGUGGCCUCUAGAGGGUUAAAAAGAUUGGUGGUCUAUUCCACAGUAGCAUUCUUACUCCCAGGGUUAAUUGUUGCAACAGCUGGAAUAUUAGAUGGGGUAGUUCAGGGGUCAAAUCUAAGACCCGACUAUGGUGUACCAGUAUGUAUGAUAACAAAUAGGUAUUCUCUACUCCUGUUCUUUGCUGGUCCAUUAGCAGUAAUGAUCAUAUUUAAUAUUGUUAUGUUCUCGUUAACUGUACACAAUUUAAGAAAAUCCUGGAGAGAUGCAAAAAGUGUUAAAACCAAGAGGAAUGAAAACCAUUUUGAUGUGUACAUCAAGCUGUUCUUAUUGAUGGGUUUCACUUGGGUGUUUGGUUUUAUCGCUCCUUUUGCAGAACAAGAUGGAUUAUGGUAUAUCUUCAUCAUUCUUAAUGCAUCACAAGGAGUGUUUAUCUUUGUAGCCUCAGUGUGUUCUAGGAGAGUUUUGAGAUCACUUAGGUGUAUGAAAUCUACAAGCAAAGGUUCCUCAUAUAUGACCAAGUCAAGCUCUGUUAGAAAUAGUGAGUCAGUUAUCAGCAAUGGCACACAGAAUUUAUCUUGAGAAGUUAUUUUUAUUUAAUCACCCACUCAGUUCAAUUUUAGUGACCCUUUGAAUGGCUACAUUGGGACACUGUUGGCUAAUUCAGAUAUUAUAUUCACAUAUGAUAUACAUAAAAUGGCAUAUGGACUAGCAGUAGUCUUUUAAAUAUAUAGUAUCUUUCUAUAUUGUAUAUUACAUUUACAUGGUGUGUCCUCACAUACUUUGGUCAAUGUUUAGGAGCAGGUCGCUUUUACAUUCAAGAAUUCAAGAUUUUCAAAUUGAAAAACUAUCAUUCCCAGUGUAGGACAUUAAUGCCUUUUGGCAGUAACUUAGAAUUUGAUCAUAAGGCGUCUGAUUGAAUUUGUGCAGAAGCAUUAUUGAAAUUGUCAAUGCAUGUGCUGGU
Messenger RNA from Owenia fusiformis, 2883 nucleotides. The record is from the annotation of a GenBank genome assembly. Lineage: Eukaryota; Metazoa; Annelida; Polychaeta; Sabellida; Oweniidae.